AUGGAGGGGGCCCGGCCAGGCGGCGGCGGCGGGGGACCCCCAGCCAGCCAGCCGGCCACCGACCCACGCGUGACCGCGGCUCACCGCAAGAGCCGGCGCCGGAAUGGGCCGUGCGGGAUUCUCUUGCCCUGCCUCAAGAGCUCCGCCGGCCCGGAAAUCUCGCCCUCUUCCAAGAUGGCCUCUCCGCCUCCCUCUUCCCUCCUGCGCGUGGCGGCUGCAGCACCAGGAUAUUCCCCACAGAGAGGUACCAGGAACCAUGCCUUGCUCGAGGCCGCCGGACCCAGCCACGUGGCUAUCAACGCCAUCUCGGCCAACAUGGAGUCCUGCAGCAGUCGCACGGCAGCCCUUAAGAAGCAGCCCAGCCACAUGGAAGCUGCACAUUUUGGAGACCUGGGCCGCUCCUGCCUGGAUUACCAAGCUCAAGAAAGCAAGUCAAGCCUGUCUAAGACGCUGGCGCAAGUCCUGCGCGACCCCGUGGCCCUCCCGUACUUCGCCCAGUACAUGGAGCUCCACCGCAUGGAACACCUGGUCCGAUUCUGGCUGGAAGCCGAGACUUUCCGCUCCGCCACCUGGUUCCGCAUCCGAGCGCACAGCUUGAACACGGUGAAGCACAGCUCCCUGGCCGAGCCGGUCUCCCCUUGCCUGCAGCAGCAGGACCCUCCCGGCUUUUCCCCCCUCGGCGAGUCGCUUAAUGGAGGACUGGAUGACCGUUACCCCGCCGAGCCCUCUCCGGCAUGUUUGAGCCGGCCAACGUUGACUCUUCGGAACCAUUUGCUGCUUGGCCAAGGCGGGGAGAACCCCCAUUUGGGGUUGACUCCGUCAGAAGACGAGGACUGUCCUGUUCCGGGUGACUCUCACGAUGCUUCCACGGUUUCGGCGUCCAGUAGAAAUAGUCCUUUGUUUGCACUAAGGGACAUGUCAGGAAGACUCAUGAAAAGUAUUGAGCGGGAUGCCGUGACCAUCUUUACCAAAUAUAUAUCUCCCGAUGCUGCUAAGCCGAUACCGGUUACCGAGCUGAUGAGAAACGAUAUUGUGGCCAAGAUCUGCGGGGAAGAUGGACAGGUGGACCCCAACUGCUUCGUCAUGGCACAGUCCGUGGUCUUUAACGCCAUGGAACAAGAGCACUUUAGCGAAUUCCUGCGAAGCCAUCACUUCUGCAAAUACCAGAUUGAGGUGCUGACGAGCGGGACCGUCUACCUGGCCGAUAUCCUCUUCUGCGAAUCGGCCCUUUUUUAUUUUUCCGAGCCCAGCCUCAAAAAGGCCAGCAUAAAAAUCCUGAAAAACUUUGAUGAAGCAAUAAUUGUCGAUGCUGCCAGCCUGGACCCCGAGUCUCUGUAUCAGCGGACCUACGCUGGGUAA
This is a messenger RNA of Protobothrops mucrosquamatus (brown spotted pit viper), 1359 nucleotides long. RefSeq names its product A-kinase anchor protein 10, mitochondrial-like. Lineage: Eukaryota; Metazoa; Chordata; Lepidosauria; Squamata; Viperidae. Gene Ontology annotation, biological process: intracellular protein localization. The record is from RefSeq and is a predicted model, not a curated record. The transcript has 8 exons. Bases 1 to 1359 code for a protein of 452 amino acids. Gene Ontology annotation, cellular component: plasma membrane.